Penicillium concentricum is the source of this 1305-nucleotide messenger RNA. Its product is annotated as alpha/beta hydrolase. Bases 1 to 1305 code for a protein of 434 amino acids. The record is from RefSeq and is a predicted model, not a curated record. The transcript is spliced from 4 exons. Lineage: Eukaryota; Fungi; Ascomycota; Eurotiomycetes; Eurotiales; Aspergillaceae.
AUGGCAGACAGUUCACCUGCAAUAUUCACAGUAACGGAGCAUGUGAUUGACGCGGGAUACAUCCGUGAAUAUCCCAAUGCGACGGUUUCCCAAGAUUCUCCUCUAAAGCUUGUGGUGAAAAGAUAUACGCCUAUUGAUAAUUCAGAUCCUCAGCCCGGGGAUGUGACCAUCAUCGGGGCACAUGGAUGCGGGCUUCCAAAGGAGCUUUACGAGCCGUUAUGGGAAGAGAUUCUAGGGCAAAGUAAACAGCAAGGAUUUCGGAUUGGAUCGAUAUGGAUUGCAGAUAUGGUGAAUCUCGGUGCUAGCGGUGUUGUAAAUGAGGAACUUCUUGGUGACGAUCCGUCCUGGUUCGAUCAUCCUCGUGAUCUUCUAUAUAUGAUCAAUCAGUUUCGCCAUGAGAUGCCAAGGCCUAUCAUUGGUGUAGGGCAUAGUAUGGGUGCGACUCAACUCGCCCUCUUAUCACUUAUACAUCCCCGCCUGUUCACAUCGCUGGUCCUAAUCGAACCAGCCUUAACCAGAAAAAUCUCGAACAUCCAACAUUUUGCGCUACUCUCAAUCAAGCGACGGGAUACCUGGGCAUCCAAAUCCGAAGCCAUCAAAUCAGCGACCAGGUCCUUUGCACAAUGGGAUUCUCGUGUCCUGAAGCGGUGGAACGAGCAUGGAUACCGCAGUUCACAGACGACUAUCUACCCACAGACAGGCGGGGAAACCAAACACACUGACGGACCAGUCACUUCGACCAGCUCAAAAUAUCAAGAAGCCAUGCUCUAUAUUCGACCAAACUUCAUGGGCCACACUACCUCGGCACUAGCAGACCCUACCAAAGCGCCUAUGCAUGACCCACUGGUUUACCCCGACAUCAUCGACCCUCCUCACCCAUCCAACCCAUUUUAUCGAAGCGAGUCGCAUAUUGCGUUAAGUAUGCUCAAUCAUAUCCGACCGCCAGUCUUCUAUCUGUUUAGCGAGAAGAAUUCGGUAUCAACAUCAGAGGAACGAGGCCAAAUACUUGGGAGGACAGGUGCUGGAAUUGGGGGAAGCGGUGGAGUGAAACACUCCCAAGUUAAGACGACAAUUGUAUUAGACUGUGGUCAUAUGGUGCCGUUAGAAAAGGUGACUGAAACUGCUUCUCUUAUUGGGACAUGGAUUGGCCAGUCUGUGCAGGGGUGGAACAAUGACGAGCUGCGAGUGCAGCGGAAAUGGACUGAUCAGUCAACAAGGGAGGUGCUGACUGCGCCCGCCAAAUGGAGACCUAAACUGGAAAAGGGUAUCAAGUCUGAAGCGCAGAAAAAGAGACCGAAGAUCUAA